Talaromyces stipitatus ATCC 10500 is the source of this 921-nucleotide messenger RNA. RefSeq lists its product as uncharacterized. NCBI's taxonomy places the organism in Eukaryota, Fungi, Ascomycota, Eurotiomycetes, Eurotiales, Trichocomaceae. The transcript has 2 exons. The record is from RefSeq and is a predicted model, not a curated record. Bases 47 to 370 code for a protein of 107 amino acids.
GAAGACACAUCAGCAUUGUUUUAUCUCUACUCAUAUAACCGCCAAUAUGAGAAGACCAAUAGCAGCCUCAAAUCGGAAGGUCUUGAUGUACGUGUACACUGCUGCUGCAGUGACAAUUACCAUCGGCGGUUCGUUGUAUGGAGCAGAGCUAGCGACAAAGCAAGAGAAGAAAAAGUUAACUCAGAGAGACUACGAAGCUACGUUUGAGGAGAAAAUUGAAGCACUGCAGACUGCACGGGGAAUUCUAGUGUCGAAGAAGGCCACUGUCGAAAAGCAAUUACAUGAACUUGAGGAAAGAAUUGAGGAAAGGGCGAGGAAGGGUAUGCCCUCGACAUCGAAUGAAUCAUCGCGAGAACAGACGCCAAAAUGAAAAGCAUGGACUUAUCGUCAAGACUGGACGAAAUUUGGGAAAUAUCUAAGCAAUGCUAGAAAGGCUCUUGCGGCCUUACGGCGGAACAGUCGGAAUUUUACCUCUCUACGACAGGCUAUCUCGAGGGCACUCAUCAGGCACCUGACGUCACCGAGACCAGACGGAUUCAGCGAAUAAACAAGAUCAUCAAUUUGAGUGUGGAUCGCAGCUGUAUCCCACCCGUAGCGAAAGCACUACAUCGCUCGAAGCAGUACCGGGACUGCUCACAUUGAAACCCAGGGAUAUAUAUCGGCACCGCUUACAGCUUCCCGAUCUGCGCACAGGCUGACUCCAGCUGGAAUCCCAUGCAGGAUCAAACCAGACAGUAUAUUCACAAUCUAUCUCUGUCUAAAUAAUAUGCCUCUGUACACAAUACGGAAGAAUAAGGUUUCUCCCAAAACCAGAAGACGCUGCAAGAACAAAAAGGAAACAAAAUGAAGUUACAUAUGUGUUUUCCAACCCGUGUGAAAAUUCAGAGAUAUUGCCUUCCAUCCAUUAUACCCAACCAUCUA